AUGUCGACCAUCCGACGCCCGCGCAUGUCCAAUGACCUUUUCACCCUGUUCGAUCUGUUGCUCGACUGCAAGACUUUUUGUCUUUCUCCAAGUAGCAAGGUACCCAAAGGCGUUAUACCAGACGAGUUCAGCGACUACCGUAAACCGUGGUCAUUGGGGCUGGAGAGGUCGCGGACGAGGAAGAGGAAGGGGUGGAGGCGGAUCUGGUUCGGAAAGAAAUAUGCCCAGGCCAACACACUGUGCGCUUCAGAAUUCGUUUCUGCUUCCCAUUGCCCAGUCCCGCUGACGCGAUGGAUCGAUGUAGUUCUCGCUCUCCCUCUGCAACACCAUUCGACUUUGCGGACUCGAGUCGCCAACUUCCAAUCCGCUCUUCUUGAGCAUGCUCCGCCCAUCACAGGAUUGGACAACACGAUCGUCAUUGAUCCUCGCCGCCUACAUUUGACUCUUGGAGUCAUGGCUCUUGAGACCGGUGAUUCUCCUGGCUCUGGCGAACCACAAGAAACUCAACCUGCGAGAACCGUAGAGACAGCACUUGAUCUGCUCCGCUCGCUAAAGCCCCGUAUCUCCGAAUUACUGUCAGAGAAUGGCGGAGGCAGUAGGCUGAAGGUCCCACUGGAACUCCUUGAUGUGUUCCCGCCUGGCGCUAUGACAGGGGCGAACGUUCUCUAUCUUGGACCGGACAUGACGGGGAUCGACGAUGGAGAUCGUCCCGGGCCAUCGCGGACAUCCUUUCCUACAGGCUCGACUGAUGAAAAGUAUCAUUGGAAGCAGCGAUUAUGGAAGGUAUCAGAUUUCAUCCAUCAAGAGUUCAAGAAAGCGGGAUACAUCACUGAGCGACGACCGCUCAAAUUGCACUGUACCAUACUCAAUACAAGCCAUCGGAAACCCCACCGCAGAAUUCCAUUUUCUUAUGACGAUAUCCUUAGCUCGAACGCUUGUAACCUGAUCGCGACGAGCCGAAGUGAACAGAUGGGACCAGGACAAUCGCAGAACAAAGCAGAAGGGUCUAUAAAUAGUCAAAUUGAAAGUGCUGAAUUGAACCCCGGGAGAAGCAGACGUGGUUCGAGCGCUCUCCCAGUGACUGUGGGCGUCUAUGAUGUGAAUGACGUCCAACUGUGGGUCAUGGGAAGUCGUGGGCCCAACAACGAGUCUUGGUACUGCUCAGGUGGAGAGAGCAUGGCCUGGACCUGGUCCCCGCGAGAAGCCAUCAUACCUUCUCUGCUUGGUGUUCCUCUCUUUUCAUUGGGGCGUCAGAAGGUCUACUAUCGGGAAUUCGGAACCUGUUGA
Coprinopsis cinerea okayama7#130 is the source of this 1287-nucleotide messenger RNA. RefSeq lists its product as hypothetical. The transcript has 9 exons. The coding region runs from base 1 to 1287 and encodes 428 amino acids. The record is from RefSeq and is a predicted model, not a curated record. Gene Ontology annotation, biological process: DNA alkylation repair; regulation of DNA-templated transcription. Gene Ontology annotation, cellular component: nucleus. Lineage: Eukaryota; Fungi; Basidiomycota; Agaricomycetes; Agaricales; Psathyrellaceae.